UGCAUCGCACCACCGCGGUUCUGCAGAGGAGCCACCCGUCCGUCGAAAUUGGUCAUUCGGUCGCGAAGGUGUCAAAAUAUUGGAACCUUUUUUUCGUGUGUGUUUUUGAAAAAUUAUUUUAGACCAAUUCUCUUUUCGGUUGCGGGAUUUCCGCAAGUGGACAAACACGUCGGGCGCGGUGUCCUUCGUCGGAAGCUUCGUCGUGCCCACGGUGUUCGGUCGCGGUUUUGACGAGCGGAAAAUUGGGCUCUGCAUGAAAUUGGCAAUAUUUUGAAAAUUUUUGCUUAGCGAAAAAAAAGGAACGAAGAGAAGUGGUUCGCAACUCUUUGUGCGUGUGUGCGUCUGUGCUGACAUUAAAGUUCUUGAAGGACCAGUUCUUGGAAUAAAAUUAUUGGUCCGUUCACCGUUCUGCAGCUGGAGGAAGGUUCUUCUAAACUAGUUUUACUUCUUUGAUUGAGGUGAAGUUCGUUGACGGCUGGGAGGGGGGAAGAAGAAGGAGAAGGGGCUGCGCGGAAGGUUGAAAUCGAUCCGUCGUAGAAUUGACCAUCUGAGCAGAACCAGGGUGUCCUUCCAGCGACGGAAUGGCGGAACCAGGCGUAGCAUCGCCACCUCCAAACCCACCGCAGGAACCUGCCCCGGGGCUGGGUGGAGGAGGAGGAGGAGGAGGAGGGCCAGGACCAGGACCAGCACCGCCCGAGGCAAACAAUGCCGCCAACAAUCCGAAUCCGCCGCCACCGCAGCCACCGCCGAGGAUGCGGAACAAUGCUCAGAAUCCGCUGAUUAACGUCCGGGACCGGUUGUUCCACGCGCUGUUCUUCAAGACGGCCAUCGCGUACGCCCAGAUGGUGCCGAAACCGGUCCGGCGAGCCAUCGAGCUGAUCAUGCUGCUGAAGGCGCUGGCCGCCUUCUUCAUCCUGGUGUACAUCCACGUGCACUUUUCGCAAACCCCGACGACCUGCCUGGAGCACGUCAAGAACGACUGGCCCCGGGACGGCAUCGUGCGAGUGGAAAUCAUCCGCCACAACCCGAACGCCCCUUCGCCCGUGACGAGCAGUUUGGCCCCAGACCCGAAAGCCCUGCUGGACCCGGACCUGCUGGACGACGGCACCGGGAACAUGCUGCGCAACACGCACAAAAACGGCAUGAUCAGCAUCGACCCGUCGACGACGUUGCCCCACGAGCAGCCGGACCAGAACCAAAACCCGGAACUGCCGCUGCAGAGCUAUGCCAACAGCAGUCCGUGGGCCGCGUCGCAGCAGCCCCAGCAGUCGCAAACGUCCGAGGUUUACCAGCCGUCGGCGUUGGUGGAGACGGCGGGUCCGCAGAUUGAAAGUACCCAGUUUGUGGGGGCGGCGGCGAGCAAGGUCGAGCCGGACAAGGUCGUCGUCGUUGAGGAGGAGGAGGAGGAAACGCUGACGGAGGAGCAGCGACUGCAAAAGGACUAUGGGGAAAGUGUAGUUAUCUACACUAACGAGACGAUUUUGAAAAAUUUGGAAAAAAUGAAGGACGAUCCGGUGCAGGCGGACGGGCUGAGGACCGACGUGCCGGAGAUGGAGAAGCUGAAGAAUGCUGUGUGGACCGAGGAGCAGUACAUCGUCGAGUACUCGCUGGAGUACGGCUUUCUGCGCCUCUCGGCGGACACCCGCCAGCGGCUCAACAUCCCGGUGCACGUGGUCCGGCUGGAUCCGCACGAGGACAAGUGCUUCGGCGAUUCGUUCUCGCGCUUCAUCCUGAAGGAGUUCCUCGGCUACGACGACAUCCUGAUGGCCUCGGUCAAGGUGCUGGCCGAGCAGGAGGACAACAAGGGCUACCUGCGGAACGUGAUCACCGGCGAGCACUACCGGUUCGUGUCGAUGUGGUGGAUGUCGCGCAGCUCGUACUUUGCGCCCUUCUUCAUCAUGCUGCUUUUUACCUUGACCAUCUCGAUGCUACUGCGCUACUCGCACCACCAGAUCUUUGUUUUUAUCGUGGACCUGCUCCAGAUGCUGGAGUUCAACAUUCCGGUGCGCUUCCCGGCGGCACCCCUGCUGACCGUCAUCCUGGCCCUAGUCGGAAUGGAAGCCAUCAUGUCCGAGUUCUUUAACGACACGACCACGGCGUUCUACAUCAUCCUCGUGGUUUGGUUCGCCGACCAGUACGAUGCGGUGUGCUGUCACACGUCCGUCACCAAACGUCACUGGCUGAGAUUCUUCUUCUUGUACCACUUUUCGUUCUACGCGUACCACUAUCGUUUCAACGGGCAGUACAGCAGUUUGUCCCUCUUCACGUCGUGGUUGUUCAUUCAGCACUCGAUGAUCUACUUUUUCCACCACUACGAGCUCCCCGUCAUAAUCCAGCAGGCCCAGCUGCAGCAGAUCAUCCUGCAGACCCGCGACGGUCAAAUCCCACCCCAGAACCAGGCCGGGGCAGCUCGGCCACCGCAGCAACGGGCCCAACCUGCAGCCGGUGCUGCAAACGGUCAACCCGGAGUAGCAGCAGCAGCAGCAGCAGGUCAGCAGGCACCUCUCCACAGGGCCGCCACCGUGUUCGAUGGGAUCAUCAACGCGAUGCGCUUCCAACGGUUCCAGCGCAACAACGAUAACAACAACAACAACCGGAACAUCCUGAUCAGUUUGCCCCGGUAUUACGGCUGGAUGACCGUAAACGGGAAUGCGAACGAUGGCGGCGGCGGCGGCGGCGUGGUUCCGAACGGGUUCGGUGAGAAUGCGGCCGGGGUGAACGCGACGAUCCGGAACAUUGCCCACAGUUUGGUGCAGAGUCUGAGGACGAACGUGGCCGCCGGGAUGGAACUGCUCGGAAACAUGAACAUCAACAUCAACUAUAACCACAACACGUUUGCCCAGCGGCUGUGGUUCGGCUUCGGAGGGUUGCAGAACAACAACAACCAGCGACCGGCCGUGGGGAUCCGGAUUAUCCGGCACGUGCAGCCGGGUGGGGUAGGAGGCGUCGGCGUCGUCACCGCCAGAAACCAGGAACCGGGUGGGGCGAGUGGUUCCAGCCCGGGCGGAGGACCCCGGCCACGGCCACUGAGCGGGGAAAGUAUUGCGGCCUCGUCGGCGGUAGAUCCGCGGACAAACUACCAGCGGAACUACGAGGCCAACAACUUUAUCUUCCCGGAGGCAGUACUUACGCAGCACCAGCAGCAGCAUCAUCAUCACCAGCACGAUGGCAGUCCGCAGGGCACGUCGUCGACCGUGGACGUCGUCGGCGAGGUCGUGCAGGUGCCGGACAAGUUGUACAAUAUUGAGGACAACUUAUCCAGCGUGGUCGGCGGUGCCGGUGACGCGAGUCCACGGUCCCGCAGCAGCAGCCGGUCGUCCGGAACGGACCGGCGCAACAGCAGUAACCCGUCGGCGGGGGAAAUCACGGUGGCCAGCUGCCGGCUGCCGGCUAGUAUAGCAGCGGAACAGACCGUUACCAGUCGGUCGUCGUCCGGGGCGGCGGAUUCGGUGAACCCGGAAGCCACGGCGGCGGCGACGGCCAACGGCGAUUCCAACAGCACCAGCAGCAGUGAGUUGCAGUCUUAAAGAAGACGACGAAGAGUUAAAAAGGUCCUCGUCGGAGUUGUGUACUGUGUUUGUAUACUUGCUUAUUUAUCUGUGAAUUAUGUUUUAAUGGAAAUGAUGAAGAAAACGAAAUCUUACACUAAACAUUUGAUGAAGCAAAGCGCGGCGGAUUGAUUUUUGUGUGUGCUAUAGAAGUGAGAAAACAAAAUGGACGAAAAUGAACCGAAGUUUGGUUCUGUACAUAUAACGAAAACAAGCAAAAA
Messenger RNA from Culex quinquefasciatus (southern house mosquito), 3769 nucleotides. Its product is annotated as membralin. The transcript has 12 exons. The record is from RefSeq and is a predicted model, not a curated record. Gene Ontology annotation, cellular component: endoplasmic reticulum. NCBI's taxonomy places the organism in Eukaryota, Metazoa, Arthropoda, Insecta, Diptera, Culicidae. Gene Ontology annotation, biological process: response to endoplasmic reticulum stress; positive regulation of ERAD pathway. Bases 582 to 3527 code for a protein of 981 amino acids.